Molecule: messenger RNA, 1914 nt
Organism: Mytilinidion resinicola
Lineage: Eukaryota; Fungi; Ascomycota; Dothideomycetes; Mytilinidiales; Mytilinidiaceae
Product: general substrate transporter
Exons: 3
Coding region: 1-1521 (506 amino acids)
Biological process (GO): transmembrane transport; carbohydrate transport
Cellular component (GO): membrane
Molecular function (GO): carbohydrate:proton symporter activity
Source: RefSeq, a predicted model, not a curated record
AUGGCGAGACUUACUGCGUAUAGCAUCUGGAUAGUCGCCUUCUGCUGUCUCGGUAGUUGGACCUACGGCUUCUCGUUUGCAGUCUUCGUUACUAGCAUUGGCCGGCCUGGUUUUUAUGUGUACUUUGAUCUCGAUCCUACCUCUUCGUAUACUGCCUCAAUCCUAGGCGCAAUCAACUCCCUUUUCGCGUUCGGGGCAGCUGUCGGCGCCGUAUCCCAAGGAUGGACCUCGAACUGGCUGGGUCGCAAAUGGAGUCUCUUCCUCGCAUCACUUCUUUGCGUCAUCGGUGGAGCCCUCACGGCUGGAAGCGUCAGUAUUCCCAUGAUCAUUAUAUGCCGUUUCAUUCAAGGACUCGAACUAGGGCAGGUCAUCUGCCUGACCCCUCUUUACGUGUCUGAAGUGAGCCCACCCAAGUCACGAGGUAUCCUUCUGGGCAUGUUCACGAUCGGUAUUGGCAUUGGUUACAGCGUCUGCGCCUGGAUCGGCUUCGCAACCUAUUACGCCAAGGACGAAACAGUCCAGUGGCGUACACCCCUCGCGCUGGCCUGCUUUACUCCCUCCAUCAUUUGCGCCGGCGUCUUCUUCAUUCUGGAAUCUCCCCGCUGGCUCGUCUACGAGCACCGCAAAGAUGAAGCAUGGACCAUAACCCAACGCCUCCACCACGACUCCACCGACGCCGCCGACCUUGCCGCCCACGCCGAGUACCUCCAAGUCGUCGAGCAAGUCGAGUACGAGCGCCAAUUCAAAACCACCUACCUCGAGAUGUUCCGCAACCCAGCCUGGCGCAAGCGCAGCCUCCUCGUCAUGUUCCUCCUCUUCGCGGGCCAAUCCACCGGCGUGCUCGGCAUCGGCAACUACAUCGUUAUCGUGUACCAAAACCUCGGGCUUACAGGCUCAAUGCCGCUCCUACUCAACGCCGUUUACACCUGCACCGGCACCUCCGUAACCGUCCUGUCCAGCUUCAUCAUGGACAAAGUCGGCCGUCGCCGCCUCUUCCUCAUCGGCUUCCCGCUCACCACGUUGGCGCUCCUGACCGAAGCGCUCUUGACUCGGCAGUACGCCAAGUCUGACAACAAAGCUGGGAACGCGGCCGCCGUCUUCUUCCUCUUCUUCUACAUCGUCGUCUACGACAUCUUCAUCGACCCGCCGUCGUUCGUGUAUGCGGCCGAGAUCUGGCCCACGGCGAUCAGACCCAAGGGCAUCGCGCUCGCGUUCGCGGCCUACUUUGUGGGCGCGAUUACGUAUACGACGCCGGCGGCGGUGGCAUUUAAGAAUAUUGGAUGGAAGUUCUAUCUCGUCUGGAUUGGGUGUAAUGUGGUUAGUACGAUUGUGAUCUACUUCUAUCUACCCGAGAGCAAGGGGCGCAGUAUGGAGGAGAUGGGGGAUCUGUUCGGGGACGUCGUGGUCGUGCAUCUAGCGCAAGAUGGGAAGGGAUUAGUGAAGGGAGAUUUAGACCUGCCGGUGUCUGUUAGUGAGAAGGAGGCUGUGAUUAUGGUUGAGAAUCACGCUGCGGAGGUGUGAGGCUCGCCGGUGCUUAUUACGGCAAUCAGUUGGGUAGGCUUGUUGUGCUUGCUGUUUGGGUUGGCUUGAUAUGUUUUCCCGAGAAAGCUGGACAAACGCACUUGGUUGUGAGAGUCGUUUGACUACCUGUAUCUCAUUUUUUUUUUGACGUUUCCGUCAUUUGAUAGGAUUACAAGCGCACCCGUCGUAUUUCUGAUCACUUCUACAAUCAGGCGUUGUGGCUCGACGUCUUCAAACGGGCGGAUCCUGGGACCAGGCAAAAGCUCUGCUGAAAGUCUGUGAACCGCAGAAUGAAGAUUCCGUUGUGGAUGUAAUAUGGGAAGCAAGGAUAUGCACGUGACCAAUAGUGGUACCAAAAUUUGUUUGAUUCCAUGGUGAAAGCCAGUGGCUCCU